Pseudogymnoascus verrucosus is the source of this 5920-nucleotide messenger RNA. RefSeq lists its product as uncharacterized. Lineage: Eukaryota; Fungi; Ascomycota; Leotiomycetes; Thelebolales; Thelebolaceae. Gene Ontology annotation, biological process: actin cytoskeleton organization; signal transduction. Gene Ontology annotation, cellular component: cytoplasm. The transcript is spliced from 4 exons. The record is from RefSeq and is a predicted model, not a curated record. Bases 868 to 4668 code for a protein of 1266 amino acids.
UGUCACUUUCACACCUCGUGCCCGCUGCAGAGUGACUUCAAACACACUACCUCUCUCAGGGUAUCCUAUGUACCUUGCGACAGAGACGGACUGUGCUUCUUCCCCUUCAUCCCUCCUCCUAAUCCCUCCUAAUCCCUCCUACUCCUCCUAACUCCUCCCCAUUCUUCUCCUCCUACUGGCUACUUACUGGCCCUCCUACUGGCCCUCCACUCACCAAACGAAGAAAGUUACUAAAGUUACCUCGUACCUUUAAUUACUCCGCAACCUCGCAUCUCACAAGUCACAAGUCGCUCAAUAUAGCACUCUGCUGCAACUACACCACUAUACUACCACCACCACCUACUUCACGUCCCUCAUGCGCUUACCUCCGUCAUCUACAUCGAGAGCUUCAAUGAAUGUGUCUCGCUGCCUCUGUUUGAUUCUUCCUCCAGCGUUCAGCCUCGACACCUUCCACGAGCUAGCGUGUUGAGAACAACUCCUCCUCCUCCCGACACAGAGAGAGAGAUAGCUCAGGGCCUCAUCCAACCGUCCUUGGCAAAACCACAGAGUGGCUUGUCGCGCUUCAUUCUCGUGGGAUACCAAUACCAUAUCCCGGAGAGCUGCUUCGGCUCCUGUCUCGAUACUACUUCGGUGUUUGAUCUCCUACAACAAUCGCGCUCGUUAAUACCCUCGUUUGCUUUCACGCCUGGGCCAUACACGACGCCCUUUGCUUCUACUGUUUUGGCUUCGAUCUGUCCUGUCCUCCACCACCAACCAAACCACGAGCGAAGUGGCGCAUACCCGGCGAUACGACCCCUCCGACUCUGAUCGCGACAAAGUAGGGAAUAAAGGGAUACAUCAAGCUGGCAUACUCUUCUGGCUCCGAUAAUGGGUCCUCAAUCGGAGGGAGGUCCCCCUGGUCCCAGCUGGGCAUAUGGAGGCCCACCGCCGUCGGGAGAGGAUAAUCGCUAUCAAUCCAGUCGGGAUAUGGGCCCUUCAGGCUACCCACAACAACAACAGCAGCAGCAGCAGAAUCUCCCACGCCAAAACCAAAACAAUGGCUACGACCAGGCCAAUCGAGGACCACCACCACCAUCGCUCCAGACCAACCAAAGAAUGGACAACAUCGCAGGAGACGCACAUAAAGACAGUUCCGAACGGGAUCGCUCGCGGCACCGUGGCGGAAAGAGGACGGGGAGCGGGCAACUCCGUCUAUGCAAGAAGUGCGGCGAGCCCCUCACCGGGCAAUUCGUGCGUGCACUCGGCGGCACGUUCCAUCUCGAUUGCUUCAAAUGCAAGGAUUGCGGACAAAUCGUCGCGUCAAAGUUCUUCCCGGUAGAUGAUGAGGGGGGCCAAGGCCAAUACCCAUUAUGCGAAACAGAUUACUUUCGACGCUUAGGCCUACUAUGCCACCAAUGCGGCGGGGCACUGCGAGGCUCGUAUAUCACGGCGUUGGAGCGCAAGUACCAUAUAGACCACUUUACGUGUUCGGUAUGCCCUACGGUUUUUGGCGCACAGGACAGCUACUACGAGCACGAUGACAAGGUCUACUGUCAUUACCAUUACUCGACACAAUUCGCACAACGCUGCAAUGGCUGUCAGACUGCGAUUUUGAAGCAGUUUGUGGAGAUAUUCAGGAAUGGACAAAAUCAGCACUGGCAUCCAGAGUGUUAUAUGAUUCACAAGUUCUGGAAUGUAAGGCUCGCUGAAGCGUCGUCAGAACCGCCGCCAGAGCGACCCCUCCUCAAAGAUGCCUCAGAUGUCGAGGCUCGUAAUUUGGUACGCGAUGAGGAGGAGAGGAUGGAAGAGAAGGUGUACAGAAUCUGGAGCGUGCUUUCGACGUUCGAGGAGUCCUCGGCGGCGAAUAUCUCGGAUAUGCUGCUUCAUGUCAGCAACGGUGCCUAUGUGGAUGGAGUACUUACAGCCAAGAAGUUUAUCUGGCAUGUUGAUCUCCUCUUCAAAUCUGCAGAUAAACUGGAUGCCGUCAUAUCCCAGCAGGGCGUUAAAGGUCUCUCUUACUCGAGAGAAGCGAAACUGUUAUGCAAGAAGAUAGUCGCGUUCUUUGCGCUGCUGUCGAAAACUCAGGAGACAGGUGUUAGGAAGCUUGGCGUGACACAGGAACUCCUUUCGCUUGUCACGGGAUUGGCACAUUAUCUCAAGCUUCUUAUCAGGAUAUGCCUCCAGGGAGCACUCAGGGUUGAACGCGAAAUGAAGAAUACCCAUGGACUGGACCUGUUCCUGGGCGACCUCGGCGAUGUGGACCAAGUCCGAGACGACGAGAAAUCUUUGGAGGAGACAACUGGCACGACGGGCCUUGCGGGAGCCGCCUCGGAUCAAUGCACGCAUUGCCAACGGCCUAUAGAAGACGAGUGCGCCCUUAUUGGCGAGAAGAGGUGGCAUCUGUCCUGUUUAAGCUGUAGCGUCUGUUCUCGGGAUCUCAGUCAUAACCUCGAAGACGUGCGAUGGAGCGAUUCCGACAGGGUACUAUACUGCAACAACUGCCAGAACCGGUCGCCAGAUUCCGUUUCUGGAUUUACUCACGUUACGCGAUUACAGCAAUAUGUGUUCCUGCUGAGGGUGGCGCUUGCGAGACUGUUGGUGAUGCUGAGGAAUAGCGGUACGCUGCCACACACUUCUGAUAAUCCAAACUUGAAUGGUUAUAAUUCACAGGAAGGCCAUCGGCUCGGCGAGUCGUCAGAUCAACACCCAGCCGCUCUCACGCAGGAGAGUCGGUCUAAAUCCUACGGCGGCACGAGCGAGGAGAACCCGCGAGAGUCGUCGUAUGAGAACACACUCAACGAUGUGAGGAGGUUGCGCAGCACGCGUAUGGACAAGCACUUAUCUUCGACUAUCAAGAAGGCGAGGACGUCGCGUAUUAUGGAUGGACCGGAGAGCCGGAGUGUGCGGCCCGGGUCCGCUGGAGCUGAUGGGUCUGAUACGAGGAAUAACGACUUUCACAUCGUGGAGGAGCGGGAUAACCAAGGCGAGCCGAGAUCGGAACUCUUGUUCGGACACCAGGAUGCUCUUACCCUUGAUGAUAUCCCCAGGAUCGUCGCGGCUGAGCAAGCAAAGGAGCAGAGGCCGAACGCCUAUAAACACGCCCGACACGAGUUAUUCAAGACAUCUAUCACGGAACCCAAGCUACUGAAUGGACACCAGAGGACCUACUCCAACGCCAACGAGCUCGACAACCCCAAUCUCGAGAGCGAACCCUCCCCACAGCGCGGACCGCCCGGAAAGCGCUAUUUCUCCGAACUCACCGCGCUCGAAUACUUCAUCGUUCGCCACGUAGCCGUAUUAUCGAUGCAGCCCUUACUAGAUGGCCACUUCACGCUCGAAGAGCUCUUAGGACUCAUCGAAUCGCGCAAACCGACAUUCUGGGAUAAAUUCGGCAAGGCGUUCAAGAAUGACAGCCGCAAGGGCGCCAAGAAGAAGGGCGUCUUCGGCGUGCCGCUCGAAGCGAUCAUCGAGCGAGACGGCGCGGACUCAACGGAUGGCGUUGGGCCCGGCAGCUUGCGCAUCCCGGCCUUGGUGGAUGAUGCGAUUUCGACGAUGCGGAAGAUGGACUUGUCUGUCGAGGGCGUGUUCCGGAAGAACGGGAAUAUCAAACGGCUCAACGAGGCGGUGGCGGCGAUCGACAAGGACGGAUGCGACGCGGUGGACUUAUCGAGCGAGAAUGUCGUCCAGGUCGCUGCGCUGCUGAAGAAGUACCUUCGGGAGCUGCCUGAUCCAUUGCUGACGUUUAAGUUGCAUCGGCUGUACAUCACAUCCCAAAAGAUCGCGGAUGAAGAUAAGCGCCGUCGCGUGCUUCAUCUCACGUGCUGUCUGCUACCCAAGGUGCAUCGCGAUUGUCUUGAGAUCCUGUGCUCGUUCCUCAACUGGACGGCGUCGUUUCAUCAGGUCGAUGAGGAGUCGGGGAGUAAGAUGGAUACGCAUAAUCUGGCGACGGUGAUCGCGCCGAAUAUCCUGUUUACGAAUACGAAGAAUGCGGGGAUGGAUGAUAGUUUUUUGGCGAUUGAGGCGGUGCAUUCGCUUAUUGAGUGUAAUGACCAGAUGUGUGAAGUCCCAGAAGACCUCCAAUCCAUCCUCAACGACUCCUCCCUCUUCUCCAACCCGAGCGACAUCACCACCAAAGAAAUCCUCAAACGCUACGGCGACAUCGCUGCUAACGGCGGGCCCCGCCACACCGUCGAGACAACCCAGGGCCCUGCGCGCUCCCACGACAGUGGUAGUGGUCGCGCACACGCCCACCCGGUCGUGACGCGCGUUGAGACGGAGAACUCGCAGAAUGGGACGUGGCAGAACGAAACUAGUGUAAGACACGUUCAAGAGGGGUCCGGUAACGGCGCUGGGGGCGGGUCGGGGGGUAGUCAGGGGCAGGGCCAGAGUCAGACCACCCCGCCGCAGCAACAGUGGCAGGGGCCAGGGGAGGAUCUAGAGCACCCGUCGCCGUAUGGACAGCGUGAUGGGUCGGGGUCGGGGUACCCGAGUAGAGAGAAGUUACCGUUUGUGCAGAGGGAGGGGAAUGGCACGCCGGAUAGUCAUAAGGAGAGGAGUGGGUGGAGGCAUUCUGCUUGGGGGAGGAGUGGGGGUGGGGGGGGACAGCAGCAGCAGCAGCAGGGGGGGCCGGGGCAGGGACAGCAGCAGGGACAGCAGAAUGGUGGGAUGGGGGUUAUGGGGACGAGCUAGUCGACCCGGCUUGUUUGACUGUCUCUCUUGAUGAAUUAAUGCGAUUGAAAGAAGAGAAAAACCCGACAUUGGCGAAAACGCGAUACCUCCUUUUUUUUUGCACAUAACGAAAGUACAUAUCUGGAUCAAUUCAGCGGUUGUUGUUUUGCUGUUUUUUGUUUUUUGAGAGGAGAAUGGGGGGAUAUACCAGAACUCUGCGAGCUGCCAUCGACACCAUACCAUACCAUACCCAACUACCGACACUUGAGCUUUUGAGCGAAGAGAAAAAAAAAGCGAAAGUGAGGAGUCCUCACCAAACUCUGCGAUUUUGUUUGCGAGGGAUUCGAUUCGCCACCAUGCCGUCAAUCAGCAAUCAAAAAAUACCCUACUUCUUUUCACUCCAAAAAUCGAAAAUCGAAAAUCGAAAAGUCCGCCUUAUUCCCAAAAUCGCAGCGUUUCCACCUCAUCAUCCUCAUCCCCCCCUAUCGUCAAAUACGACAACUUGAAACUAGGGGGGUAGGGGCAUCUUCUUUACAUCCCCCGCUUCGCCCUUCUUUUUCUCCGACUUGGGAUGUUUAUUUUGCGCGCAUUCCCACGGGCGUUUUUUUGUGUUGUGUCCCAUGUCGAUGGAAAGGGGGAAUCGCGAUUGGAUAGCUUAUAAUUUUCUUCGACGGGGUAUUGUAGUACGCUGCAGUACGCCCACCACCUUUAUUCGCUCCCCCCCACCUGCUCGCUAUCUCUCUCGCACACCAACGCCGUCGUCGCCGUCGUCGUUCUCAACUCCUUGGAUUUCCACGAAGACGCCACCACGAACGACGCCAAACAUCCCAUUGGAGGCCAGCCAUACCGGCUUUGAGUGUUUUUUUUUUUGUGUUGGAUUCGGGGAUAUACUCUCGUGUUUGUUUUUCAUGUUGGUGGGGUAGGGGGGCUCAGCGAACGAGCUCUUUUUUGUUACCAGCAGCACCGCUGGAGUGCGGGUGUGGAUGCUGGCCGUGCAUCUGUUGAGUGGUGUCGAAAAUUGUGAGGGGUGGGGGUGGGGGAUAUAGGAUAGCGGCCCUGACGGGGUCCUGAUGAAAUAGGGGUCCUAGUAGGCCGAGGUUGUGUCGUUCUGAGCGUUAUGAUGAAGAGGUGGGAGGAGGAGGAUGAAAAAGGGAAGAUACGCGGGGGGCAGCUCCGCGUCCGUUUGAGUAAAGUAAAGCGCUCUCGCUGGAAAAGGAAUGAGGACCAGGGAUGGAGAUUAUGGAUGGGGGAUCAGGGGCAGGGCAGGGCAGGG